Molecule: messenger RNA, 786 nt
Organism: Solanum verrucosum
Lineage: Eukaryota; Viridiplantae; Streptophyta; Magnoliopsida; Solanales; Solanaceae
Exons: 3
Coding region: 13-777 (254 amino acids)
Biological process (GO): nucleosome assembly
Cellular component (GO): nucleosome
Molecular function (GO): protein heterodimerization activity; structural constituent of chromatin; DNA binding
Source: RefSeq, a predicted model, not a curated record
UUCUCUGUGAAAAUGUCUGGUCGUGGAAAGGGAGGCAAGGGAUUGGGAAAGGGGGGAGCCAAGAGGCACAGGAAGGUUCUAAGAGACAACAUCCAAGGUAUCACCAAGCCAGCUAUUCGCAGGCUUGCUCGUAGGGGUGGUGUGAAGCGUAUCUCUGGUCUCAUCUAUGAGGAGACCCGUGGAGUGUUGAAGAUCUUUUUGGAGAAUGUGAUUCGUGAUUCUGUCACCUACACUGAGCACGCCAGGAGGAAGACUGUCACUGCUAUGGAUGUUGUCUAUGCUUUGAAGAGACAGGGAAGGACUCUCUAUGGAUUUGGAGAACUUCGGCUACGAUUUAUGCCCCGCCACAUUUCGAACCCGCCAACCAACUAUAAAUACCCACUACCAUCCACCUCAUUCUCAUCAGUAAUUACAUCCAAAUUCAAAACCCUAGAAACUUCAUCUUCUUCAAAUUUCUCUGUGAAAAUGUCUGGCCGUGGAAAGGGAGGCAAGGGAUUGGGAAAGGGAGGAGCCAAGAGGCACAGGAAGGUUCUAAGAGAUAACAUCCAGGGUAUCACUAAGCCAGCUAUUCGCAGGCUUGCUCGUAGGGGUGGUGUGAAGCGUAUCUCCGGUCUGAUCUAUGAGGAGACCCGUGGAGUAUUGAAGAUCUUUUUGGAGAAUGUGAUUCGUGACUCUGUCACCUACACCGAGCAUGCCAGGAGGAAGACUGUUACUGCGAUGGAUGUUGUCUAUGCCCUCAAGAGACAGGGAAGGACUCUCUAUGGAUUUGGCGGUUAGAUUCUGGAG